GCCGACGCCGCCGAUGUGGACGCCCGCCGAAGGCGCUGCUGCUGCUGCUGCGGCGGCGGCGGCGACGAGCACGCCCCGCUGCUGCCGCUGGCGACGCGGGGCCUGCCUGCGGCCCGGGCGACCCCGAGGGACCAGCCGAAAUGUGGAGGUCCCCGCAUCCGGCACCGGCACCGUGGCGUCCUCCGCGCCGCGCGGAGCUCCACCCCCGCACCGUCCGCGGUCGAUCACCGGCGGCCGCCCCGCGCUUCCCGGCCGGAUCGAGGCAUCAGCCCCGCUCUGCGGAUGCAGUCUCCAUGGCGACGGCCAAUGGGAGCGCGCCGGAGCGCGGUGGGCGUGUUCCCCCUGUCGUCGGGCCCGUCGGCUGUGGGGCGCGCUUUUAUAAGACUCGCGCGGGCGCAUUGGGCGCGAUAACUUCGUUAGUCAUUGCUCGUUAGUCAGGGCCCCAAGGCUGGCCGCAGCGCUGGACGGCCGGUUCCAGCUGUGGAGCAGCGCCAUGGCGGCGGCUGCCGCCGCCGUGGCGGCCGAGGACCCGCGGCUGCAGGCGCCGGUCGGCGGCGACGACCGGCUCGGCGCCGGAGUCGCGGCGCACGUCUCGGCCGCCGGCCAGCAGGAUUGCGGCGGCGGCGGCGACAAGCGGAAGGUCGAGCUGGCGUCGCCGCUGUACGCGCUGCAGGACACCAGGCACCGCGACGGACAGCUCCAAGGACAGGGAGAUGGCGGAGCGUUCAAGAAGCUCAAGCUGGAGCCCGGCGUGUCCGACCUGGGCCUGUCGUCGUGCGGCGGCGGUGGCGGCGUGCUGGCCACCGCGUGCAGUCCCACGACGCCCGCGAGGCGGCGCCACCGGACCACCUUCACCCAGGAGCAGCUGCAGGAGCUCGAGGCGGCAUUUGCCAAGAGCCACUACCCGGACAUCUACUGCCGCGAGGAGCUGGCACGCAUCACCAAGCUCAACGAAGCGCGCAUUCAGGUGUGGUUCCAGAACCGGCGCGCCAAGUACCGCAAGCAGGAGAAGCAGCUGCAGAAGGCCCUGGCCGCGCCGGCGGCGCUGCCGCCCGCGGCCUGCAACGGCAUGAUGCGCGGCGUGUACGGCCCACCGCGCACGAGCUCGUACGCGGCCUACGCCGCCGCAGCAGCGCACCCGCACCCGGCGGCGCGGUACCCGGCGUACGGCGCCGCGGCGCAGUCCUUCGGACACCAGCCCGGGGCGGCGGCGGCCGCCACGUCGCCCGAGGAGGACUGGUACCAGCGCGGCUUCUCGGCCCUCAGGGCGCCGCCCGCCACCGUGUCCCAGCAUCCGGUCUACCACAGCUAGGCACCGCCGGCGCCGCCCUGCGCUCGCGCUGACCGCGCGGCGAGCCCGUCGCCGCCGCGUGCCCACUGACUCGACCCGGGGACUCGGGCUCGACCCAGGGACUCGGUCCAGGGGCUCGACGUGCCUUGUUUGUAGCUUCUGUACGUCGGUGGUGCCCGUUUGCGCACCACUGCGCUGCUUGGUUUUCUGACAGCUGCGAUUCUCCCUAACCAAAAGUUGAGGCUUUUUUGUUUGUUUAAUAGCGUGUUUCUCGACAGGUGCACUGGCUUUCGAUGUCGCCACAUCGCGCCAAAUUCGGCGUGUAUUCUUUUCAAGUGCACGAAGUAAUCUCUGUUCUUCACUUUCGGUGACUAUAUCGCUUUUGUUUUUUCGCUUAUCACGUCCUCUUCCACUGGUUUCUCCAGUUGAAAACUUGAUCUCCUCCGAGACCCGAUCGAUCGAAGACAGAUUCCCACAUGAACUCGUUAAAGAAAGACAGGAGCACGUCCCGAUGACUCGGUGGCACGCAGAGCCAUACGGGGCCCUGGGUCGAGCAACGGCGACCGGCGCACCGAGUCGCACAGCGCGGGCGCAGAGCCGCCGCCGUUCUCUGGUGGACGACGUCACACAUCUCUCACGCACGCGUACACCGAGCGCCACCGUCCGAUGGGGGACGACGCAACGCGGGCGACGCCCGCACCGCCGAGGAAACCACGAGGGAUCGCCGAUGCACGGUCCACCGCCGUCUCCCGCCGCCUGAGCUGCGCAAAAGAAAAAAAAAGAUGGACACACGCCUGCCGGUCACCUGCAGCUGCCGUCAACCGCUCGCCAAACCGCACACUCGCGUGCGCAGCCUGAGGCGGUUUCGGAGGGGCACGCGGCCGGGCUAACUUCUGAGGGACCAGAACACAACGCACAAGGCGAAGGCAGAAGGGCGCGCGCAUAUUUGCUGCACACUUCGAAGCACGGAUAUGAGACUCGGGAUGUGUCGUUAAAACGCAGCUUCAAAUUGGUCGCCGGAAAGAGAAAUUGGUUACGCGAUGGCUGGAAACGGCUCCGCCGCGAGACAGUCCGAAAAAAAAAAAAAAUACUAUGCCACAAGCUUCUCCCGUACUUAUGUUAUUUCUUCUAUUUGACGAUCGUAUAUGUUAUUAAACUCGCAACACUAUACAGCUGCAGCGGUAGUCAAAACAGGGUAGAAAUUUAAUGCCAGCGCGUAACUGGCGCUUCUCUUAUGACGCAUAACAUUUGUCAGGUGCCUCUUCGCCAGUCCAAUCGUCGCGUAUAUUUGCAGCUGGACGCAACUUUACCGCUUCCGCCUCUAAGCUUCUAUACGUAUACCGCUGUCACGAUGACGCGGGAGAGGUUUCGCGGGUUACACAACGUUAAUGUUGCACAUUUUCUUAACUGCACAUCUUCAUAUACACCCCGCGCCGUAAUUAAUUGGCCUGAACGAGCGAGGCAGGCUUAAUUAAGCGCCGCGAAUGAGACGGUUGAAGAGGGUUCAGAUGGCCAAGUACAGCGUAUACCGCGCGCGCGUAUGACGCGAUCCCGCGAACGGUGGGCUAGAACCCGCUGAUCCCGUGGCCCCGUUAGCCAACGCGAAAGUGGCGGCUGUGGCAUCAGAUCGGCCAGAUGCCCAGAGCACGAGCUUCCCGUGCAAAUACGUCGCCACAAUGCGAAAGCGCUCUCCGAACCGCUUCAGGCUGCACCUAUGUACACGCGCAAUGCAUGCGUCGCGCCUUCCGAGCUCCAAAUAAACGCGCGCCACCUUCGGAGACGCGCAUACUCUGAAGCGGCAACCAUAUGGGAACGUAUUCACGGCGUACAGGAGGGGACCAACACGUAUAAGGCAAACGCCGCACCUUCGCUACGUCAGAUGUCAGCUCCUUUUCGCGUUCAAAUAAAAAAAAAUACUGAACCUCGAGAAAUACUCCGCAACGGCGCAUCUGCUUAUGUAUAUAUAGGUGCCGGCAAGUGAGGCUGUAUACGUAUCAGGCUUCCGCCGGGAUUCACGCAAGUUAGUGGUUCACAGGAAAACGGACGCGCCUAAUGAAAUUAUCAGACGAAACCCUGCCCUUGACGAAGACAAGCCCUCUUGUCGAAAUGUUGGCUCCAUGAGACAUCUCUUGUUCGACCACUGUUUGAUCAUUCCGCAAUGCUUGUUGCGUACGUGUCGAUUAUCCGUUGCCCAUUUUAUAUCAAACCACCCUGCAUACUUUCGGCCUGUUGUCUCUGUCACACCUCACGCGACGCCGACAGUGUAAUCGAGGCUGAAGUCACUUUUAUAAGUGGAGGCCAGAUUUGGCUAAGAUCACACAAAAAUCAUCUCGGGCAUGAUUAAGGCGCGGACAACACACGGCGCUGCCUUAAUUCGCCAACGCCGCUCCGAAAAUGCGCAGGAGGUACGUUCUAUGUGGUUGCCGCUUAAUACGAAGGCGCUUUUACUCGCCUAGCACUGCGCUAGGCAUUGGAAAAGAAACCAAGAGAGGAGCGUCGCAACUGACACGUCUCACGGACUCCUUUCUUCUUUUACUAACGCCAGCGAGUGUCCGUUCGCUAUUGUCCAGGAGAUGCUAGCAGGCUGAUGUUAAAUGUCGCUACGGAAAACGUUUUGUAAGAAAAAAAAUCAAAAUGAAAAUCAAGGCUUUGGUUGUUGUUGAGACGACCUCUUUUCACAAUUUCUAUUUCCUCAGCUGUAUAUUUUACACACUUCACACUGGUUCGAUGCCUUCUUAAUGAGAGUCAUGCUCUGAUCAUUCCCCCUGCUUUGUUUCUCGAAGCACUUUGAGAGUGCAAUAUGAAAGGAUGUACUUUUUUUUUCUCGGUGGUGUGCAAUUCCUUGAAGUACGAUAGCUCAUCCUGCAACACUAUCAUAGCUGCUUCACUCGAGUGGCCAGGUUGCUCUAGCGUCAGACCACCGUUCGGGUUGGCAAAAAGCGACGAGUUUGUUUAAUGCUGAACUGUCCGCGUUUGCGUUUCCUUCAUUCUCUGGCGGCGCUGUUGUAUUAUAUAUUAGCCGGUUGUGAAAAAUGGUCUAGUCGUUCUAUAGUUUCGAAAUCAGCAUUCUCAUCUCGAAGCAUUCGCAGUAUCGGCACACUUAAUGGGACGCCAAAGAGAAGCAACCAUUCAAUUUAAACUGACGAGGUAUUCUUUCGAAGCUCUUAUUUUCGUUGAUUUCGCGGUUGCAGAUCCCCCGCUGGAAGAAUAUAUGAAGGCCAAGGUUACGUGUUUUUGAAUUUCGCGCCGAAACCCUUGUGUCACGUCAGUGUGACGUCACGUAUUUUAAAAUGUUUGAUCGCAUUUAGGUCGUUGUGACGCAGAAAGUUCUGGAAACUUGCCACGUUCGCUCUUUGGCUCCUCCAGAAUACAACGCAUUCUAUCUUUACAGAUAAACGGUUAACUAUAGGCCCGCCAACACGCUGUCGUCGUGAAGUCCAUGACGUAACGGCGAAAGAGGGCGGGAACUUCGAAGUGGUGUCGCCACUAGUCCUGCGUUCUGGCAUUCUUCUUUUUUUUUUCAAAGUUUUUCAAAGUUAGCGCGCAUCCUCUCGCCGCAAGAUUGACUUUUUCUUUUGGGUGAGGAGGUUAUGCGUUACUAUAUACAAAUAUUUUUUUGCUCUCUUUAAUGUCCCUUUAACGGCUGAAAACGUGUACAAAGCGUGAUUUUUGACAUUCUCUCUCUCUCUCUCUCUCUCUCUCUCUGCCUAUUUCUUUUUGCACGACCGGCACUGACGCUGAUUUUUGCACGCUUAAACGUCAUAGAACAUUUCGGUCGUCUGUGACAGAAAGUAAGACGGACAGGGCAUCAAGAGCCGCACUCAAGUGAGCCGUGGUUCGCCCUAUCAUGUACAUACUGUAUCUUCAAAAAAGUUGUCGCGCAAUAUUAUCAAGCCCGAAAAUUGACUCGCCCAGCGACCCAUCGCCACUUCGGUUCUGCCACGCAGCGCAUCAAAUCCUCGAGGCAGCGAGAGAAAGCGACGCUUCCCGUCGUGUCCGACGAUUCUCAUGUACAAACGCCAAAGGCGAAGGUGACAUUAAACAGAGUGAAUGAUAGCUAUCUGCCUGCUACGUCAGCUUCUC
This is a messenger RNA of Dermacentor albipictus, 5374 nucleotides long. Its product is annotated as homeobox protein unc-42-like. NCBI's taxonomy places the organism in Eukaryota, Metazoa, Arthropoda, Arachnida, Ixodida, Ixodidae. The record is from RefSeq and is a predicted model, not a curated record. Gene Ontology annotation, biological process: regulation of transcription by RNA polymerase II. Gene Ontology annotation, molecular function: DNA-binding transcription factor activity, RNA polymerase II-specific; RNA polymerase II transcription regulatory region sequence-specific DNA binding.